GUCAUCAUUCGAGACGUGCUCAUCACAGACCACCCUCAGGACUUCAGGCAUUCUUCCCGACGGACCCGCCCAGCGCCAUGAACUACCUCCGGCGCCGCCUGUCCGACAGCAGCUUCGUGGCCAACCUGCCCAACGGCUACAUGAUGGACGUGCAGCGGCCGCCGGCCCCGGCCUCCUCCGCUUCCUCGCCGGCCUCCCCGGCCGCCGAGCGGCGGCAGCCCCCGAGCGUCCCGCCCCCGGCCUCCAACCCGCCGGCCCCGGGCUCGGGUUCCGCUCCGGGGGGAGGGGGGGGCGGGGGGGGCUUCCUCAGCUCCUUCUCCAGCGUGGUGAAGAGCGCCCAGAUGGCCCAGAACGUCGCCGCCGCCGCGCACGCCAAGUCGGCGGCGAGCGCGGCCGACGGGGCUCCGCCCCCUAAACCCGUCGUACGCAAACCCAAGACCCUGCUGGUCAUCGACGACCUGCACACGGACUGGGCGAAGUAUUUCAGAGGGAAGAAGCUGAACGGAGAGUACGAGAUCCAGGUGGAGCAGGCCGAGUUCUCAGAGAUCAACCUGGCGUCCUACGUCCACUCGGGCUGCAUGGUGGACAUGCAGGUGAACAAAGGCGGGACCAGAGUGGUCAGGUCCUUCAAGCCGGACUUCGUCCUGGUCCGCCAACACGCCUACAGCAUGGUCCCCGGGGAGGACUUCAGGAACCUGGUGAUCGGCCUGCAUUUCGGCGGCGUGCCGGGCAGCAACUCGCUCUUCUCCAUCUACAACUUCUGCAGCAAGCCGUGGGUGUUCUCUCAGAUGAUUAAGCUCUACCACGCUCUCGGCCCGGAGAAGUUUCCCCUGAACGAGCAAACCUUCUACCCCAACCACACGCAGAUGGUCUCCACCUCCUCCUACCCCGCGGUGGUCAAGAUGGGGCACGCUCACGCCGGCAUGGGGAAGAUCAAAGUGGAAAACCAACAGGACUUCCAGGACAUCACCAGCGUGGUGGCGAUGGCCGGGACCUACGCCACCACCGAGCCCUACGUCCUGUCCAAGUACGACAUCCGCAUCCAGAAGAUCGGCAACAACUACAAGGCGUACAUGAGAACUUCUAUCUCUGGGAACUGGAAGGCGAACACGGGCUCUGCCAUGUUGGAGCAGAUCGCGAUGACCGACAGAUAUCGGCUGUGGGUGGACUCCUGCGCGGAGAUGUUCGGUGGCCUCGACAUCUGUGCGGUGAAGGCCGUCCACGGAAAAGACGGCAACGACUAUAUCAUCGAGGUGAUGGACAGCUCCAUGCCCCUCAUCGGUGAACACGUGGAGGAGGACAAGCAGCUGAUCACCGACCUGGUGGUGGCUAAGAUGUCCCAGGAGCUGCUGGGCGUGUCCACGCCUCAGCCGGCCUCCGUCAAGACCACGCAGCCCCGGAGAGGGGGCCAGCGCUCCGCCUCCCCGUCUGCGUCGGCCCAGACCUCCCCUCAGCGAGCCCGGUCCGCCAGCACCUCCCCCAGCCAGGCCUUCCAGCCCGGGCCCCUCCCCCCCGCCGCCGGGCCCGGAGCUCAGAAGCAGUCGCCGCAGCUGAACAAAUCCCAGUCGCUGACCAACAGCUUCACGGAGACGCUACGGGGCGGCGUGACCGACGACGAGGCCAAGGCCGAGACCAUCCGCAGCCUCCGGCAGUCCUUCGCCAGCCUCUUCUCCGACUAG
Pseudoliparis swirei is the source of this 1679-nucleotide messenger RNA. RefSeq names its product synapsin-3-like. Gene Ontology annotation, cellular component: synaptic vesicle; synaptic vesicle membrane. The record is from RefSeq and is a predicted model, not a curated record. Gene Ontology annotation, molecular function: ATP binding. The transcript is spliced from 14 exons. The coding region runs from base 78 to 1679 and encodes 533 amino acids. Gene Ontology annotation, biological process: neurotransmitter secretion. Lineage: Eukaryota; Metazoa; Chordata; Actinopteri; Perciformes; Liparidae.